Sorghum bicolor (sorghum) is the source of this 1489-nucleotide messenger RNA. RefSeq names its product basic leucine zipper 63. Bases 612 to 1307 code for a protein of 231 amino acids. Gene Ontology annotation, biological process: regulation of DNA-templated transcription. The record is from RefSeq and is a predicted model, not a curated record. NCBI's taxonomy places the organism in Eukaryota, Viridiplantae, Streptophyta, Magnoliopsida, Poales, Poaceae. The transcript has a single exon. Gene Ontology annotation, molecular function: DNA-binding transcription factor activity.
AGCUGAUCAAGUCAAGUCAUAUGCAAAAAUAUAAUAUCAAAUUCCAUCUAAAUAUUCUCUUUGGAAGACAGGAUAAGAAGCGAUCUAUAGGAGAUUAAGGAUCUACAAAUUUAAAACAGAUGAAGUACUUGGAGAUGCCAAUUGCCAAGCCUCAAAAGCUCACCGGCCAUAUAUAUGCCCAUAUGCAAGCAGCAAGCUACCAAACUCUACUGGAUCAACAAGAUUCCCAAAACUAAAAGAGAAAAUACAUAUAUAUAAACUAGCUAGCUCAAUAUAAAUAUAAUAUGGUGGACCAAACCAAAGUCUUCUCUCUGAGUCUCAGAUGGGAAUAUGGGAUAGAACACAGGACAUAGCUAGAGAGAGAGAGAGAGAAAGAGAGAGAGCUUAUUUCUCUCUCUCUUAGGUAAGCAAGCAAAAGCUACUGUGUGCCUCACUAUAAAAGGCCCUCACCAACCCAGGCCUUCUUCUCCAGAGCACCAAGAGAGCAAGAGCAAGACAUAGCAAGCUAGGUAGGUAGCUGACUUGGAUCCACCAAUAUUCACAAGCAAGUACAUCGUAAUUAAGCACUAGCUAGCAAGGAAGAAGAGAGCAAGACAAUUAAGAAGAGCAAUAUGUACCACCAUCUCCAUGGCGAGGUGGCCAGCCUCCGCUUCCUGUCCCCUCCGAGCGCCUCGCACCAGCACCACCACAUGAACAUGGCCUUGCCGCCUCCGGCCUACUUCCCGGCGCUGUCCUUGGAGCUGGAGUCGGCUCUCCAGGACGAUGCUACUCUACUGACCAUCAUCGACGGCGGCGGCGACACGGCUUGUUUUGAGCUUGACACCAUCGUCCGGGAAGCCGCAGCCCACCUCGCCGGCAACAAUAAUGGCUCGCCCAGCUUGUCGGGCUCGGGCUCCGACGGCGCGGGCAGAGACUACCACCAGCUGGGCGCUGUGACGAUGACAACGACGGCGGCCGCCGACGAGGAGCGCCGGCGCCGGAGGAUGGUGUCGAACCGGGAGUCGGCGCGGCGGUCGCGCAUGCGCAAGCAGCGGCAGCUCAGCGAGCUGUGGGCGCAGGUCUCGCACCUCCGCGGCGCCAACCGCCGCCUCCUCGACGACCUCAACCGCGCGCUCAGGAGCUGCGCCGACGCCCGCCGCGAGAGCGCGCGCCUCAGGGACGAGAAGGCCGAGCUGGCCAACAAGCUCGACCAGCUGCUGCUGCUGCAGGCGGCCGCCGAGAAGGGCGCCCCUGCCGCCGCGUCGACCUCCAGUUGCUCAUCGGAGGCGGAGCCACGCAGCAACAACACCAGCAGCACAAGCACCUGAAUGAUCGAAUGCAUUAUCCAACCCAAUUUUUAAUCGUGAGGAUAAUUUAUAUAUCGAUAUAUAAUAAGAAACAUGUGUGAUUAAGCAUGCAUAAUUAAUUAAUUUAAGGCGAAGAGAGAUGCACGGAGGCAUGCAUGCACCUUCAACCGAUUCAAUAUUUGUACCAGUACCAGUUUUGUUUU